This is a messenger RNA of Betta splendens (Siamese fighting fish), 3513 nucleotides long. It is a transcript of the gene micall2a, whose product is annotated as mical-like 2a. Gene Ontology annotation, molecular function: protein binding. NCBI's taxonomy places the organism in Eukaryota, Metazoa, Chordata, Actinopteri, Anabantiformes, Osphronemidae. The transcript is spliced from 17 exons. The record is from RefSeq and is a predicted model, not a curated record. Bases 516 to 2372 code for a protein of 618 amino acids.
UGCGACGGCUACCGGGACGUGGCCAUCACCAACAUGACGACCUCCUUCAGGAACGGCAUGGCUUUCUGCGCGCUCCUGCACAAGUACCGGCCGGACCUGAUAGACUAUGACUCGCUCAGAAAGGAGGACGUGCUGGAGAACAACAGGCUGGUAAGAUGUCAAGUUGUUUCACUCCUCCUAAACAUCAGCAGCGCACACAUGAAUUUUGUGCUUGGCUUGACAUUCAUGCUGCAGAGUUGAAGUUUCCACCAGUUUUCAUCAAUAAUUCCUGUCUUUUUUUCAAAUCUCUAUGCACUUGGCCUUGUUUGUUUCCACGGUAACCCCCACGCCGCCCGGCCUGUGCUGACGGGGACUCCUCCAUUAUUUAGUCGUGCUGUUUUCCCAGCGUCCUCCGGGCGUCACGGACCCCCACAGGGCGCCUCGCUCUCCUCCCUGUAACGACUUCCUGCUUGUAUUAGGCUUUUCAGAUCGCAGAGGAGAAGUUGGGGAUUCCGGCUCUGUUGGACGCUGAGGACAUGGUGGCUUUAAGGGUCCCAGACAGGCUGAGCAUUCUCACCUACGUCUCCCAGUACUACAACUACUUUAAAGGACGGCCCCCCACCGGAGGUGUAAAGAGGCCAGCAGAGGGCUCCAAGGAGGAGCCGUCAGAGAAGAAGAACCUCCCGCUCGUUGCCAAAACCUACGUGUCCAAAACUGCCUCUGAGAGUCACGCCGCCUCCGCCGUCGCAGCUCGUGGCUCAACCAAGCCGAGCGCCGCUGCCGCUCAGGAGGCGCGUUCGUCGGCGCACGCCAACCGAAGCGGGACGCUGACCAGCAGGUGCGCGGCCUGCGGCGGCCACGUUCACCUGGUUCAGCGGCACUUGGUGGACGGCAAGCUCUACCACCGGAGCUGCUUCAAAUGCGUCGAGUGCUCCAGCGUCCUUCAUCCAGGAGGCUACAAGCCUGGGAAGACCCCCGGAACCUUUUCCUGCACCGCCCAUCAGAACCGGUGCAAACCCUUCUCUUCGGAGCUCGGCAUCGUAAACGGACCCGUCAGUUCGGCUGUCCGGGCCGUCGGUGCCAGCCGGGCCCAGCUUCCUCCCUCAGGUCCCUCCACCCGGCCGAGCCCUGACCCGGUGCCGCCCGGUCCCAGCCCGACCUCCGCGUCCUGGACGGCCUCGGCCCAGAAGACGCAGGCGGCCCGGCAGAGGUUCUUCCAGGCCGCGCCUCCGGCCGCCGGGACCCCAGGCGGCCACAGGAAGCCCGACCUGGUCCCUGACGAGAGGAACGGCGGGAAGAAGCUAGCGGAGGAAAACCGCAACAAUAACAACAAGCGCCGGUUCAGCGUCCGAGCGGCAGCGGACGCGUGGUCGGGUGAGAAGCCCAGUUCAGCGGGGUCGGGAGCAGAGGGCAUCAGGGCAGGGAGGCAGGAAAACCGCACGAGGCCGGCAGGCCCAUUGUGCCGCGAGUGGCAGUUUGCGCUCGGACCGGUGAAAGCCGAGCCACGGCUAACAGGCGCCGAAUCUGAGCUCCAGAGGGUUGAAGUCGUGUCUAACAUCUCCGACUCUUCAACAAGUGUGGCUACGGCGCCAACGGUACCACCUGUUAGCUGGACUCCGUCAGAUCCGGCACGAGGCAGAACAGUAUCUCCACCAGAACCUCCUUUCACAUCUGCAACCUUGGGUUUCAAACCUGGCAACCCUCCUCCUGUGAAGGCCCCACCCAGACCGCCAGCUGUUGAAACUGUUCCAACAGAGGCUCCAUCCAAUCACGGAGCUCCGUCAGGUGCUAAAAAGGGAAAGUAUUUGUCACCCACCAACACCUCCAAGACUGAAAUGAGGUCACCCUCUGUGGGGUCUUCUCACGUCCCGGCGGAGCAGAUUGAGAGGGAGCUGAGUGAGAUCGAGAGCAGCUUGGCUCGGCUGGAGAGGGACGGCGUGGAGCUGGAGAAGCAGCUCCGCAGCUGUGAGGAAGAGGGCGAGGGGGACGUCCUCAUGGACCCGCUGAUGGUCGACUGGUUCAGCCUCAUUCGAAAGAAGCAGAUGUACAUUAGAAAGGAAUCCGAGCUCGUCUACAUAGCCAGGACUCAGGAUCUGGAGCGGCAGCAGCCGGGGGUGGAGUGGGAACUUCGGCGGCUGCUGGAGAAGCCAGAUCAUUCAAAGUCCAGAGAGGAGCAGCAGCGGGAGGAGGCGCUGAUGCAGAGGCUGGUGGAGAUAGUGGACGGACGGAACGCCAUCGUGGACGGUCUGGAUUUGGACCGGCUCAGGGAAGUGGAGGAGGAUCAGCAGUUGAAUGAAAUGAUGAAGAACCUCCGUGUGAAGAAGGCGAAAAGUAAGAGGAAGUCGUCCAUCUCCAAACUGUUCAGACGAAGAAGUAAAAGACGCGUGGAGUGAUCCUCCAGGCUCUACUUGUAGCUAAUUUAAAGUUAUUUGUGUUUUUAUUGCUUUUUAAACAUUGUGGUUUUAUAUCAUAUGCUACAGAGAAAACCAAAGAUCUAAUGCUUUCACAACUGUUUGAGUACAUUUCGCUUCAUGUGUAGUUGUUUAGUAGACAGACAGAUUCACCAUCACUUAAUUCUGGGUCACUUGAGGGUCACAUUACUGUUUAUGAACACGUUUGUCACAAGGUGUCACGUUUUUUUUUUUCUUUAGUGUUCAGUUAUUUAACGUUCAAACAACGGUUAGUCACAGCUGCAGUCUCACAAAAUGCCCCGAUCUAUGGUUACGCCUCUUAUGCAAUUAUUGUGUAUUUAUUUAAUUAUUGAUUCGAAAUUAUUAUUUUUAACUAAUUAAAAAGCACUUGGUCAAAAUAUUAGCUGUUAAAACCAUCAACUAUGGUGGCGUGUGGAGUACAUGGAGAACACUGGCUGUUCGCAUGCAAAUAGGAGUGAGAAUAAAUGUGUAAUCCUUCAACUGUCUGAAACCAAAAUGAAAUUAUUUCAGCAUUUAUUUAAUAAUGGAUUUUAACAAAUUUCCUGUAAGGAUAUUAGCUGGAGGAAAAGCCUUGACAAUUAGGUUUGAAUGGCUGCGGAGAGCCACACAUGGAGGCGGGACCGGCUGCGCGUCUCCGGCCGUGCUGUAGGUGGCAGCCUGGCUUUGCUCAACGGCCGCGGCGGCGCCUCCGAAAUCCAAUUCGCCACAGUCACCGACAGUUAAUUUCUUUGCUAAUUUUAUAAAUGCUGCAGCAAAUGUGGCGCUGUGCUGAUGCAAUAAUGUUACGUGGAAGCGGAUUAGAGGGAGCGGUAGCUUAUGGCCAGGGACGGCUUUUAAACUAUAGGUUGUAUGGAGCGGUUUAUCUUCAGACCUGUCUUAAUUAAACAUUACUCUACUAAUAUGUGCAUCAAGCGCGCUGCACCUGAGCCGCCGAAGCGCUCAAACAACACGUGGCGCCACUCGAGCGGCGCAAGUAGCGUUUGCGGUGUUUAUGGAAACCUGCUGUAAUGUUGCAUCUUAUAAGUGUCACUGAAUUGUGUUGCUCUAUUUAUAGUACUUUUAAACUUGAAGUCUGUCGUCCAAUAAAUCCUUUUACAGAUUA